CCCGAAAAAUGGUCCCCACAACAUGAAUAAAAAACAUUUUUUAUUAUAUAUUGUGGGGGACAUCUGGUCCCCACAAAGUAAUAUAACCCUAAUUCACAUACAUACGGACGCGAAAGUACACGCACGCACGUGACUUCUUAUACCGUAGAGUGGGUUUAAAAGCCCUGCAGUCAACUUUAAAAUAACUUUUAGCAGCAGUAUCUACUGCAGUUUCAUUAGACUGGGCUUAUUAAGAGAAUCACAUAGUAAAACAACACAGGGCGAAAACAAACAAGUGUCCCACUGUCUGACGGUGGAAAUAAUGAGAUGACGGUUGGUACGUUAUUUUUUUCGCUGCAAGGGCAACUUUUUUCAAGCUGAUGACAUUGUAGAAGGGAGUGCAGCGCGCGCCUAGGGGAGCUCUUUCUUCCUGUUAUAUUGAAGGGAGAGCAGGUGCUGCCCGGAUUACCAUACAGCUGAGAGCACAAAGAACAAACUUAUUCUUCCCUCACACAAUAACAAAGUGCCUUAAUGACAGCCACGCGAGCGACACACACCAACCCACUUUUUACUGUCCAGCUUAAGUAUGUAAGAGGAAAAAUCUAUACUUGUACAAACUUAACAAAACCAUUAUGUGGUACUGUUGCAAGUCUCGUCCUGGACACAGAGACAAGCACAGUUUUGAAAAUGAAUGAAGUUAUAUUUCGAUGUAUAUUGCAAAAAGCAAACUGUGUGGAACGGCACGACGAUCAAAACAAGAUAGUAAAGUAAACACCGGAGCAAUCCAGCGUGGCUGAGACCAACUCUCCUUGUCCGUUCUCAAAGUUUGAAGUUGAUAGAUUGCCUUUCUAUUUUAAGUCAGACUUUUUUUUUUAAAGAAACAUUAUUUCGCCCUAUUUUGGAACGUUCUUAGAAAGGAAAAAUACUACGUACAAAACCAGUGAAUUUCGUUCACACACGUUGUAUCCCCCCAUACAACGUGUGUGAACGAAAUUCAUUGGUUUUGUACGUAGUAUUUACUGUGGCUGUAUAUGUGUGUGUGUGACAUACAAACACAGGAGAAAUGUAUAUAAAUACUUUCGGAAUAUACGUGAUAAAUGUCUUACCUCUUGAUGUUAAUAUAAUAGUAGCUAUAUACUAUAUGUCCCGUUCAUUUAAAUUUUGACUGAAUAAAAUUCACAUUUUCUUUGAAGUUGUGCCCAAAUAUACACGAACAUGUAUUUAAAACACUCCAAAAUAUGUUUAAUUAUUAUACAAUCCCGUGUGCACGUUUGUACUGCCGGAGUAACACCAUUACUUAUCUGACACCUGAGGAAUGGAGGGUGCUGUAAUUUGAGAUUUUGUGUCAUGAAAGGAUGUAAAGGAUUCUUACGGUUAAAUUUUUGCUGGAAUGGAAAUGAGCAUGCUUUGUGCCAUGGGGAAGGAUUGCACAUUUUACAGCUCAGUGACCAUUUGGCGAUCUUUUGAGAGGGUUUUUUUUUUUUUGAAAAGUGUUCCUUUGUGACAGCUCGAGCCAGAUUGGGGGGUAGCUCAUUUGCAUCUCAUUACCCAAGCAGGCAGCGGUCUGUAUAAAACUGGCGGCAGGAGGACGAGAACAUCAGACACACGCAUAGUUUCAUGUCUUGCAAAGAACAAGUAAGAAAGCAGCGAGGAAGUAUCUUGGAUCAGUACCAUCAUUGCUCGUAACACACCAAGGGGGAAAACACGCCGCACACAAGCACCUCUGCGGCUUAGUUGUCGUUUUCUUUGCACCUACAAGUUAGAAUCUGUGCUGAACUGUAAUAUUUAAUUUCACUAUUGGAAUUAUUGCCUUGGCAAGGAAUUUCGAGCUCAUUCCCAAAAUUUCAUUUUGGGGUCUUGCUCCGCUCAUUGUCUCGUUGGGGAUUACUUUGUUUAUUUACUUUUCGGAGAAGAAAAGUGCAUGAACUGAUGCAAGAAGAUAAAGAGAAGACGGUCUGAAGAGAAAGAAAUACCACAUAAGACGUUCGUCUCAAUUUUGCACUCAUUAAACAAAGGACGGAUCUGAGACAGUGGGACCAGUGAGAAAAGACUAACUUUCAAUAAAUAUCUGAGCUGGGACGUGCAAAAGUUGCCCAGGCUCUACAAUCUAGCGUCUAAAGAAGAUUUAACCAAAAUGGGACGUCAACCGCUUAUGAUAGCUGCUAUCUUGUGUGCCUUGAUGUGCCAGGUAAGACGAAUAUUUCUGUGCAUGUUUACAUGCAUACAUCUUAUUCACUCAAGUUGUUAUUAAAUCGAAAAGUGUUUCCAGGUCGAAUAAUCGAACGUAUAUAUAUAAUACUUCCACAGGCUUUUGGCUCUGGCGUUUUUGAACUGAAGUUACAGGAAUUCCUGAACAAGAAAGGAGUGAUGGGCAACACGAACUGCUGCAAAGGAGGGACUGCGUCCGGCUUCCAGCAGUGUGAAUGUAAAACGUUUUUUAGGAUCUGCCUAAAGCACUACCAGGCUAACGUGUCCCCCGAGCCCCCGUGCACUUACGGAGGCGCUGUAACCCCUGUACUCGGGUCCAACUCUUUUCAAGUCCCCGAAACAACAUCAGACAACUUUUUCACCAACCCAGUCAGAUUCCCUUUCGGCUUCACAUGGCCUGGGACCUUUUCUCUAAUCAUCGAAGCGCUGCACACUGACUCCAGCGAGGACCUUUCAACAGAAAAUCCUGAGCGACUGAUCAGUCGCAUUACGACUCAGCGGCACCUCACGGUGGGAGAAGAGUGGUCCCAGGACCUGCAAACCGGGGGCAGGACUGAGCUGAAGUACUCCUACCGCUUCAUUUGCGACGAACAUUACUACGGCGACGGCUGCUCCGUGUUUUGCCGGCCUAGGGACGAUGCUUUUGGCCACUUCACCUGCGGGGAACGAGGCGAGAUCGUGUGCAAUGCCGGCUGGAAGGGACAUUACUGCACCGAUCCGAUCUGCCUCCCCGGCUGCGACGAGGAACACGGCUUCUGUGACAAACCUGGGGAAUGCAAAUGUCGGGUGGGCUUCAGUGGACGUUACUGUGAUGACUGCAUCCGUUACCCAGGCUGUCUCCAUGGUACCUGUCAACAGCCCUGGCAGUGCAAUUGCCAGGAAGGCUGGGGAGGCCUCUUCUGCAACCAAGAUCUCAAUUACUGCACCCACCACAAGCCCUGCAUGAAUGGAGCCACUUGUACUAACACUGGCCAGGGGAGCUACACCUGCUCUUGCCGGCCAGGCUUCACGGGGGCCAGUUGCGAGAUUGAGGUCAACGAAUGCUCCAACAACCCCUGCAGGAAUGGGGGAAGCUGCACUGAUCUGGAGAACACCUACAGCUGCGUCUGCCCACCUGGUUUCUAUGGCACCAACUGCGACCUGAGUGCCGUCACCUGUGCUGACGGUCCAUGCUUCAAUGAUGGGCGCUGUGUGGACAACCCGGAUGGGGGCUACUUCUGCCAGUGCCCCGCGGGAUACUCCGGCUUCAACUGUGAGAAGAAAAUUGAACCCUGCAGCUCCAGCCCCUGCACCAAUGGUGCUCAGUGCAUGGACCAUGGCACAUCAUAUUUGUGUCAGUGUCUGGAAGGCUUUGUUGGGAAGAACUGUGAUGACAGCAUAAAUAUGUGCUCCAGCUACCCUUGCCAGAAUGGUGGCACAUGUCAGGACGGCAUCGAUGACUAUACCUGUACGUGUCCACCGGGCUACGUAGGCAAGAACUGCAGCCAACCUGUGAGCUGGUGUGAGCACAACCCAUGCCACAACGGCGCCACCUGCCACGAGCGUGACGGCCGCUACGUGUGUGCCUGUUUCCAGGGCUACGGUGGCAAGAACUGCCAGUUUCUGCUUCCUGAGCACUCUGGAAGCCAGCCAGAUGUGAAGGCACCUGGAAAGAGGUACUCAGAGGCAGGCGAGUUGCCGUGGACCGCUGUGUGCGCUGGUAUCAUCCUGGUGCUCCUGCUGCUGCUGGGUGGUGCUGUGCUGGCUGUGUAUUUCCGGGUGAAGGGUCAGCGUCAGGGCCAGCUGGCAGACGGGCAUAGCGAGUCUGAGACCAUGAACAACCUGACCCACAACCGCCACCAUGAGAAGGACCUUUCAGUAAGCGUGGUUAGCUCCACGCAGAUCAAGAACACCAACAAGAAGGUGGACUUCCGUUGCGACAACGGCAGUGCAGAGCGAAACAGCUACAAGGCCCGCAACCCUGCCAUGGAUUACAAUCUGGUGUACGAGCUGAAGCACGAGGAGCUGCCUAUAGUGCCGGGCAAUCAUGGCAGGGGCGACUGCGAGCUGCAAGAGAAGCACUGCAAACGGCUAAAGAGUGAUGCUUCAGAAAUAAAGCAGCCAGAGUCUGCAUGCAAAGAUACAAAGUACCAGUCCGUGUACGUGAUAUCUGAAGAGAAGGAUGAAUGUAUUAUCGCAACUGAGGUCUAACAGCACGACAGGGUCCUGCUUCUUGUCUGCUCUAUGGGGAGGUUUUACUCCAGUGAAUGCUGCUCAAACCAGAGGGAAGGUUUCCUUAGUGUGAGGUGCUGCUGCGGGACUGAGACGUCAAAACUGAUAUUCAGGAUGAGCUGGUUCUCAACUGAAGCGAGCACAGCGACUGCACAGGAUGUUGGCCCUUGGCGGCCUGCUCUCAUUACGUUUUCCAGGAAGGUGCAUGUUGGUCCUGUUGCACCAGCUGCGAGGACGGUUUUACCUCAUUGCACUAUGAACAGUUGUGUUUUUUUAUGGCAUAUCUAAUGCGAAUGACGGCGACUCGAUCACUGUGUACAUCAAACCUGCAAUGGCCGCGGUAUCCCAAUGUCGCCACCCUGGUGACACCAUGCUGUCCGUUCUGUUCAAAUACUGUGGCUUUUUUGUAAGUUGUAUUCUUUUAUUUAAUUGUACUAUAUGUGUUCAAUUUUGUGAAUUGAUGUAUUUUGUGAAGUUCAUUUUUUUUAUAAUUUUUUAAUUUAAGAUUUUUUUUUGCAAAUGUGUAUAAAGGCACUUCGGGUUAACGUGACUUUUUUCCCAGCAAAAAUGUAUUUAAGAAGCUUUGUACAGAAUUUAUUUUAAUUGUGUAAUUACUGUUUUGUUAAUGAAAAAAAAUCAUUGAUUAUUUUUUCAAAUAAAUAAUAUUAUACAAAUGGAA
Messenger RNA from Paramormyrops kingsleyae, 5077 nucleotides. The record is from RefSeq and is a predicted model, not a curated record. Lineage: Eukaryota; Metazoa; Chordata; Actinopteri; Osteoglossiformes; Mormyridae.